Molecule: messenger RNA, 2392 nt
Organism: Liolophura sinensis
Lineage: Eukaryota; Metazoa; Mollusca; Polyplacophora; Chitonida; Chitonidae
Product: ATPase family gene 2 protein homolog B-like
Exons: 9
Coding region: 104-2392 (762 amino acids)
Biological process (GO): retrograde protein transport, ER to cytosol; mitotic spindle disassembly; autophagosome maturation
Cellular component (GO): cytosol; nucleus; VCP-NPL4-UFD1 AAA ATPase complex
Molecular function (GO): polyubiquitin modification-dependent protein binding; ATP hydrolysis activity; ATP binding
Source: RefSeq, a predicted model, not a curated record
GAAUUGACAAGCGAACACAAAACUAGCACUGAAUGUUUUCAACUUCUUCAAGUUGAUCGAAAUUUAGCAAAAUCCAACGUAAGCUCGUGAGAGGAAGAUCACCAUGAGCAGUUUAACCCUGGAGGUGUGCCCCUGUGAGGGGACUGACAGAGGCACCCAGAGAUGUCGCCUGGACGUGGAGUACAUGAAGAUACUGAAGGCCACACUGGGAACGUUUGUGAAAAUUUGUUAUGAGAGAGACGUUUUCAUCUGUACCUUGUGGCCAUCAAAGCAAAUAGGGGAUCCAUGCGUUAGACUAGAUAAGGUUGUCAUGGUAACAGCAACAAAAGACGAAGUGCGAGAAGGAGAAACAGUACCAAGCAUUGAAGUUAUAAAUGCAUCACCUUGUACAUACAUUAAAGUAUCUGUGAUAGUGAAAGAAAUUUCUCAGGUAAAAAAGUUAAAACUUAUGUUGAAACGUGUGGAGAAGCAUUGCAGAAACUGCUUGUUAAAUCUGUGUGUUGUGUUCAAAGCAGAAGUCAACAUGGAACAUUCCAAGCUUGCCCAGUGCUAUGGUUUUUCUGGUUUUGUCAUUCAUGCGUGCAGUUCCCAAAGAAACACUGUUGCCGCAGUGGUGUCAGAAGACACUGAAAUUGAAAUCUCUGAAGUCUUAAGCAAGGAAAGGUUUGAACUGAGAAAAAGUCGUGAUUUUUGCAGAUUAGGAGGUGUUGACAAACCAGUGAGAGACCUAAUUGAAAUUGUGAAAUUGAGCGAACGAUAUCAGGUUGUCAAAAGCAUGUUCAUGGAGUUUCCUCGUGGUGUUUUGUUGCGUGGCCCUCCAGGCUGUGGAAAGACAACUCUGGUGAAACAGGUGGCUUGUGAAUGUGAUGCUUUCAUUGUGACGAUAAACGGACCAGAAAUCUUGGGCUCGCAUCCUGGUGAAAGUGAGGAAAAUCUAAGAACUAUGUUCGAAAGAGCUUGUAAUUUGAGUGAAGAAGGCAGCUGUAUUUUGUUCAUUGAUGAGAUUGACAGUCUGUGUCCAAAGAAAGGCUCUGGCAUCAGUUCUGCUGAGUCACGCCUGACCUGUCAACUCGUAGCUCUAAUGGACGGUAUACAGUCAAGAUCACGGUUAACUGUUAUUGGAGCAACCAAUCAACCUCAUCAUCUGGACCCUUCUGUCCGCAGACCAGGGCGUUUUGAUAGAGAGGUAUUGAUUAACAUACCCACUGAUGCAGAAAGACUGGAUAUCCUAAAAGUCCACAGCAGUUGUCUGCCCCUGGAUGAGAAUGUAGAUUUCAGGCAGCUGUCAAUCUGGACAAAAGGUUACGUGGGUGCUGAUUUGUCUAAUCUCUGCCAGGAAGCUGCUUAUCUGGCUUUAGCAGAGACAAAGGUCAGCCAGAAUGAUAAGGAAAUAACCAGAGUGGCAAUGAAGCAUUUCAGAGAGGCUUUUGGGAAGAUUGUACCAUCCACACAGAGAGGAUCUGAUGCACUGGUGGAUUUAAAACCGGUCAGCUGGAAUGACAUUGGAGGGUUGGAGAAGGUCAAAGGUCAGAUUAUGCAGGCUGUGGAAUGGCCGAUGCGGUAUCCAGAUGCAUUCAGAAGGAUGGGUGUUCCCCAGCCCCGGGGAAUCCUCCUGUAUGGACCCCCAGGCUGUUGUAAGACCACCCUGGUGAGAGCAGCAGCUACAGCUUGUCAGGCCACGUUCCUGUCAGUCAGCAGUGCUCACCUAUUCUCUCCCUUUGUAGGUGAUGCUGAGAGAGUGGUGUCUGAGGUGUUCCAGAGAACAAGAAUGGGAGCGCCAGCCAUCUUGUUUCUGGAUGAAAUAGAUGCUGUUGCUGGGAAGCGCUCUGAGGCUGGCAGACAGAAGGGUGUGCAGGAACGAUUACUCUCCACCCUCCUCAAUGAGAUGGACGGAGUGGGCGUGAGGGUGGAUGACAAGGUCACCACCACCAUGGGGCAGCACCAGCGGAUUGCAGAGGGUCAGGAGGCUCACCAGAACGAAACCAUGACACCAGUGGACAACAGCAGUGUUCUAGUUGUGGCUGCCACAAACCGUCCAGAUCUGGUGGACGAGGCCUUGCUGAGACCAGGCAGAUUUGACAGAAUAAUUUAUGUGCCUUCUCCGGAUAAAGAGGCAAGGCAACAGAUUCUGGAUGUACACAUGAAGAAGAUGGCAACGUGUGAUGUGAACACUGAGAGACUGGCAGAGCUGACUGAGUGGUACACAGGGGCAGAUCUGGAGAACCUCUGCAGAGAGGCUGCGCUGUUGGCUCUGACCCAGGAUGGAAUAGACGCCGUUAAGGUCACAGGGAAUCAUUUCACAGAUGCCCUGAAGACAGUGAAAGCUUCUCUAAAUGAGAGUUUGGUCAAACAAUACCACCAGCUUAACAUACUUUCUAUAAAGAAAAAAUGA